Messenger RNA from Linum trigynum, 6897 nucleotides. The record is from the annotation of a GenBank genome assembly. Lineage: Eukaryota; Viridiplantae; Streptophyta; Magnoliopsida; Malpighiales; Linaceae.
UCUUAUAAGAGGGACAUCAAAAGGAAGAAAGAAGCACAUUGUCUGCUUUCAUUUUCACAUUUAACAAAAAGAUGGGGAAUAUAUAUUUUAGUUCCCAAACCUUUUAGUCCUUCAAAUAUUGGAAACACCUCAUCAUUUGGACCUUUUUUUUCUCUCCCUUCUGGUCACUUUGAUAACAUCCCUUUUCUCUUGUAUAGUUUCACUUUGCACCUUUAAGUUCCCCAAUUUUUCAGUUGAGUUUCUCUCCCUCAAUCAUUUCAGUUGGGGGAUUUGAAAGAAAAGAAACUAACUCAAAGGUAGUGAUAGAGUGGUAAAUUCUGAGUCCUGCCACUUGUUAACCUUUUGCACUCUAACCUUAAUCCACUAUGAGGGAAAAGAUGGCAUUAUAGAUUAGUUUAUGAAAAUUAGAUUAAGUAAAGAGUUUAUAGUAAACAUCUCAUAAAAGGGGAGAGAAUCAAAUCCAUUGGAUUAAAUAAUAACAAUGUGAAACAGCACCUUGGAAAGCUCAUAAAGCAAAUAUAUGUAAUGUUUCUAUAUUUGUUUUUAAUGUGACCAAUGUAGCUUAUAUGUGGGUUCUAUAGCUACAUGGAUGGUGCAAUGCAAUGUCAUAAUCCACACUACUUUUCUUGUUUUCACAUCUUUCAAUUCAUUCUUCUUCUUGUUUUUUUUAAUACAUCAAUGUAUUCUACAAGCUAAAUUAUCAAAAAAUGUAUUCUACAAGCUAAGUACUUGUUUUGUGGUGUAAGAGAUUCUCCAUUUAUAUGUUUUGUAGCAAUAAUAUUGUGUUCUGGCACGCUACUAUAGACUCCCCAAAUGAUACCGUGAUACGCUAAGUUAAUUUAAAAUUUAUGUAAGUAUUUUAACUGAAAAAUGAACGUAACUUAUGCAAGAACCAAUUCUUACAAACACAAUCAAGGAUGUAAACCUCAGUAUUAGUUGUGGCUAGGAUGCUAAGUUCUCUUUAAAUUUGAACACUAGCUAGUCCUUCCAAAUCCCAAUCCCAAUCCCAUAUAGGGAUAUUGGCCCACCCCUAGUUAUCUCAACAAUUAGCAACCUAAAUGGGAAUGCUCCCAUCUCAUGGCCCAUUCCUAGUCAUAAAAGCAAGCUUUGAAUUAGCACUUUAAACUAUCCCUAGCUACCCUAGCUCUAACCUCUAGUCUAUAGACUAAAAUCAUGAACUCAUAACAAAUCAAAAACAGUUGAAAGCUUGAUGAUGUUGGUUGAUCCCUUAUCAAGGGAACUCAUAACCCCACAUCAUUUCCCUAAUCAAAUGCACUUUCCAUAUACUUGGUGACUUAGAGAGAGAGAGAGAGAGCAUAAAAGGGUUUUUGUUUGGGGCUCUUUGCCCAACAAUGAGGGCUUCUUAUCUUUGGGUCAUGAAGUCCAAAAGGCUUCCCAGAAAGCCACUAUGAACAACCCACUUUCUCUUCUAGGACUGGGCCAUUAAGAUGACACAAUCACUUUGAUAGCAAAAAAAGAAGAUUUGUCUGACUCAGGAUGAUGUGGAAGGAUUGUUGGGCCACCAACACAACUCCAAAACUCAUUACCCUUAAUCAAAUUCCUAAUUAUGUUUAAUUAAAAAAUUAAUAAUGUAUUUCCUUGACCAUUUUCCUUUGACUCCCAUACUUUGUCCUGUCUGUGAGACAUGUUUAAGUACAGAUCAGAUUUAUGUCCAUGAUCCUUCACAACAAUCCAAAUUCUACUUUCUACACUUGUCCCCUCUCUUUUUCUCAUCACUUAUAAACUCGGGGUCUUUUUCUUCUCCAAAAUGUGUUUCACAACUUACAAUUGUGAGUGUUGGAAAUUAACCUUAGCAGCAAAGCACUGCAAUGGCAGGGUCUCACCAACCACUAUCCUCUAGUGCACUUGAAGCUUGAAAGGCAAUGAAGUCAAUUUAUGAUCCAAUAGGAUAAAUCAACUCUUUCAUAGAAUUUCAACAAUUCCACCCCGUUCUUCAAAAGCCCACAAAAAAAGGCUGAAGAAUGAAGGAUUCGAUUUGUUUAGAGUUGUUUCUAACUCAAAUAGAUAAGCAUGACUCGAAAUCUAUGAAUACCACUAAUAAACCACGAUCUAAAGUUAGCGGCGAACCCUCAACGUUGUAAAACACCCUAUAAAUGCUUCCCUUGACUGAACUUGAAUCUUGGAAGAAGACUGGGAAAUAGGUCCAUCAUACCACUUUCUAAUGUUCUCAGCAAGAUAUGAAUAUACAUUAGAAUCUCAAAUCACAUGUUAAUCCCUCAUGGACUACACGUAGUUUCGUUAUUGACUUAUGGUCUAACAUGACUAGAUUCGUAUUGACGUGGUGCAAACCCUAGCCACCCGAACCAGAGACCAUUAUCUCUGCUCUGCCACUAAGGUUAGGUAAAUUGGACUUAACGGUCACUAACCAAAAGUGGCGGGAGAUACAACAGAACAGAGAGGGGAAAGAAAACGGUUAGCCAGUUAGGUGUGAACUGAAGUGGGGCCAAAGUGUGCAAAAUGGGGUGUGGAAUUUUGAGCACAGCACUCGGGACAAGCAAAGGCAAUCCCCCCUACCCCCUCCAAAUUCCAUUACUUUCGGUGUUCUGCACAAAAAAGACAACCUCCAAUGGCUGCUCUCUCCUUUUUCUCUUCCAUUCCUGCCGUUCACGGUUCAUCUCUCUCUCUAUAUAUACCCUUUCGAACCCCUUCUGCUUUCACUCUACUCGCUCCAUCUUUCUAACACCCUCCCUUUCCAUUUUUUUCUACACGUUUCUGAACAACUAUAGGCUUCUGGGUUGUAGUCCUCUCAUUUUCAACACAUUCCUGAACAGUUUAGCUUCUGGGUUCUAAUAAUUCCAUAGUAAAGUUUGGUUCUUUGGUAUUUCAUUUCAAAAAUUAGGCGAGCGGGGGUUUUAAAUUUACCCGCCAAAGAAAGAAGGCUUAGAAAUCCCAGGUGGAAAAUGACCCUGUUGAUUAAUGGUCUAAUCCCUUGCAAUUCAUACCUGAUUCUCGGCAGAUAUUCAAGAGUUGGAAAAGGGUUUUAUUUCUGGAUCUUUCAUCGGUAUAGCCUCGGCACUUAGCUGCAAGAUUUUAUUUCAUUUCACCUGUUUAUCCCCUUGCUCUGUUUGUCUUUCCUUUCCCCUUUAGAGCCUCUGUUCUUGCGCAUUUAGUAGCAAAAAACAGAGGAAACUAGAUAUAGCAUCAAAGAAAUGGGAGGAGCUUCUUUGCCUCCUGGGUUUCGAUUCCACCCGACCGACGAGGAAUUGGUCGGAUACUACCUGCACAGGAAAGUUCAACGGCUCGAGAUCGAGCUCGAAGUCGUCCCUGUCGUCGAUUUGUACAAAUUUGAUCCGUGGGAGCUUCCAGAUAAAUCAUUCUUGCCGAAGCGGGACAUGGAAUGGUUCUUCUUCUGCCCCAGGGACCGAAAGUACCCCAACGGGUCGAGAACCAACCGAGCCACCAGAGCUGGAUACUGGAAGGCUACCGGUAAAGACAGGAAGAUUGUGUGCCGAUCAGUCGGCGGCGUGACCGGCUACCGGAAGACUCUGGUUUUCUACAGGGGAAGGGCUCCGUUGGGCGACCGGACGGAUUGGGUAAUGCACGAGUAUCGUCUCGAAGACGAUCCGUCGACCAACUCUCAGGGGGCCUUUGCUCUGUGUCGGAUUGUGAAGAGGAAUGAAGAAAAGAAUAAGACUGCAUCUGCGAGCAAUUCGAGCAGGAUGAUCAACUAUGGCGAUUCUGUUUCAUCAUCAUCAACAGCUAUAACGAAUGAGGCCAUGAUGAACAUGUCGAGCUUCGGGAGUUUUUCUGGAAGUCAGUAUUCUAGCCCCUUCGGUUCUCCACGUACUACAGAGCCAGUAGCGACGUCAGAGUCUGAGCAGUUGAUUUCAAUGGAGAGUAGCAAUCCAUCGACUCCAUGGGUUCUGUCACCUGAUUUGAUUCUCGACACUUCCAAGGAUCUUUCGAGAGGACAAGGAAGUGGAAGUGAAGUGUUUCCUCAAUGUGACUAUCCAAGCUCAUCAAUGGCGAUGCCAUGGCAGCAAGGUCAAGAUGGAUUGAAUUUUGCUGAUCCACAUUUGAAUCCCAUGGGAGAUAUUGAACAUUCACAUGAUGACCUCAGUCACAUUGGUUACAGUAUGUCUCCCGGAGAUUACUCGAGUUUCUGGGAGAGUGUUGAGCCCGACAUGACUUCAUUUUAUGGAGAUUAUAGUUGUGAACAUUAUGGUCGGACGAAAUAAAAAUACUCUUCUAAAAGAAUAAAAGAAAUCAUAAUAGUUCGUUGGGACCGUGAUGUAGCCAGAACAACUCCUUUUAAUGUUUGUUCGUGGAAAGGAAAUAUGAAUAUUUAAGUUCAGUGGUUAAUGAAGUGUGGGAAAAAGCUUGCAAAGGCUUAGUAGCACCAAAUGUUAUGCUUUCUAAAUUGGGUUUCGAUCGAUAUGUAUUGUUUUAUAUCUAUAGCACUAUUUAAAGGUUGUUUCAUAUUGUCAUGUAUUCAUGUUGUUCCUGGGUUUGCCAUUCCAAUUUUACAAAAAGAUGGGAAUCCAUGAGUGUUUUUUUCCACAUUUGGGUUAAUAUUUGUUGGGAAGUUAUUAGUGUGUAACAUGUGUUUUUAUAAUUAAGGGCUUAUUUCAUUUUGUUUUUCAGCACAAACGUGUCAUCUUGUUCAACCCAUUUAAAAAAAAAGUGAACUAUUGCACUUGACUGCAUUAGUGGGUGAAGUGUAGCUUCAUAUGUUUAUGGAUGUUAACAAUGUUACGAUAAAUUUAAAAAUCAAAUUACGGUUGUGAUUGGAUAUUGAUCGGUGAUCCCAGUUGAUAGUCAGGAUGAACUGCUGAUAAUUGAUAGCAAAUUUACAUCCUUAUUCUUGCUUUUCAAACCCAUGACUAUCACAUCGGAUCCCCCGUCCUCUCGUACCAAUUUCCAAUGUUGUAUAUGCAUCAUGCCUACAUGACCUUCCAAAUUAAUACGAUCUAACCAUUUGAAUUGUGGUAACACCCAACAUGAUUCGAAGACAAUAUAGAAACCACCUAAUUCUUUUGUGUAUCCCAUUUUUCAUUUUUCAAAUCCAACAAUCUAUUCAAUCUCAUUCAUUCUCGUACCAAUAAAAUUGCAACACACCGACGAAGUUAUUCCAAUUUGAUAUUCAAAACUACCCAAAUUGGUAAUUUCUACCCAAUUAGUAGUUUGCUUGUAGUGCCAUUGAGAUACUCCAUAUGGUUUUAUUUAGCACUUCACUUUACUUGGAUAAUUAGUCAUCUAAUCUUGUCUUUGCAUACAACUUUCUCAGUAAAGGAAGUGUGAAAGCUUGAUGUACAGAAACGGCAUUUCCCCCCUUCCAUAACCCACAUUUAGAGAGAGGACAAGUUUAUGAAAGAGUUGCAAUUAUGUCCACAUUCAUUCUGUCAUUAGGGAGGAAAUUAGUUGUGGAGACGUAUGGUAUUUGAAUUUUGAUGAUUUCUAACUGUAUAAACUGUAUUCAAACUGCAUUUGCAGGUAUCAUAUAUACACCAACGCUAUUUUUGUUGUUGUGUUUCACUGACUUAAUGUCUUAUUAGGGAAAGUAAAUUAAUUAAGGUUAUAUAUUUAAGAAGCCGACUAUUUUUUUGAAUGAAAACUGAAAAUGACACUUCGAUCCUUUGAGGUUGAAAAGAGUACUCCAAGCUUUACUUUUACUAAUGUUUUUUAUUCAACUUCCUCAAGUGCAAUAUUUUUCAGUUAGGCAAUCGUGAGGUUUGAUCACCAUGUUACCUUGAUUCGUGAGAAAUGACUCAAUGGAUUGUUAUUUAGAUGGUAUCCGAAGGUCAGACACGCCAUGUUAAUUUAGAACCUGAAGUUAAGUUAAAAAAUUAUAAAAAAAAUUAGUUGAUUGGUUAAUAUAUAUUUUUUUGGUAGUUUGAAUAAAAUUAUAAGGUCAACUCAAACUUUAACCUAGAGAACACAAUGUACGUAAAUGAUAAUCUUUGUAUUUUAUACUUUCCUCAGAAUUUGGUGUUCCUUUUUGUUCCAAACAAAAGAAGCUAAAGAAGCCUUUUCCACAACAAUGUCGGUUAGAGAACUACCUUUUGAUUUGCCAUGGAUUCAUUGAUCAUGGCACUAAUAAAAUAAAGCCCGAUGCCAACGGUGGAGCAUGCACCAGUGCCUAUAUUUAUAAACAGGGACAUGGAAAAUUAUUCAUAAAAAGAAGAAGGGUAAAUACAAUUUAAUAUCCAAACCUUUCAUUUUAAACAAUAUAAUAGCCAAAUCUUUUCGAAAACAAUCUAAUAUCCAAAUCGUCAACUUUCCGUUCGUUUGACCGUUAGUUGACACUUCAUAAAAGCUUUGUUUAGGGGAAAUUGUCACAAUACAACUUUGUUUCUUGUUUUGGCAUUGCAGAUGACUGAAUAUUUAGAUAUUCUAUAUCAUCAUGGUGGAGUCAUGGACUUCACGGGUUUGGAACUACGAUAUGUUGGUGUUUUUUCAGAGAAGAUAUCGAUGUGUAUUGAUGAAGUGUCGUACUUCGAACUUUUUUGAAGUGUCAACUAACGUUCAAACAGACAGAAAGUUGACGAUUUGGAUAUUAGAUUGUUUUCGAAAAGGUUUGGCUAUUAUAUUGUUUAAAAUAAAAGGUUUGGAUAUUAAAUUGUAUUUACCCUGAAAAGAAACAUGGAGAAUUGAAGUUGUUAAUGACCUCCAUCUUCCAUACAGUAUUUGAUGAAUGAUUGGUAAAGGGUCAAUUACUGACGAGACUCUGGGUUAAUUGACAAAAUAGUUGGUUAUAUUGGGCCAGUUUGUUUCUGUGGUAAUUUUUUCAGAAGUAGCUUCUGGAUGUAGAUUUUGCAGAAGCAGCCUCUGAUUGUAACUUUUAGAGAAGUAUUUAAAAAAACAGUUGAGCGUUUGGCUGAUAAACUAUUAUAAAGGGUUUAUAAUAUAAAAUAUGAAUAAAAAUUUUAAACAAUA